AUGUACCAACACCACCGGCAUCACAUCAAGCUAUACCAACACCACCCAUCACAUCAAGCUAUAUGUACCAAUACCACCCAUCACAUCAAGCUACAUGUACCAACACCACCCAUCACAUCAAGCUAUAUGUACCAACACCACCCAUCACAUCAAGCUAUAUGUACCAAUACCACCCAUCACAUCAAGCUAUAUGUACCAACACCACCGGCAUCACAUCAAGCUAUACCAACACCACCCAUCACAUCAAGCUAUAUGUACCAAUACCACCCAUCACAUCAAGCUAUAUGUACCAACACCACCCAUCACAUCAAGCUAUAUGUACCAACACCACCGGCAUCACAUCAAGCUAUACCAACACCACCGGCAUCACAUCAAGCUAUAUGUACCAAUACCACCCAUCACAUCAAGCUAUAUGUACCAACACCACCGGCAUCACAUCAAGUGCUUAAUGAAAGGUCAAAGCACACAUACAGCGGCAUGAUAAGAUGGGAGCGAAAGAAGGGCGGCAGAUAA
Messenger RNA from Guillardia theta CCMP2712, 513 nucleotides. RefSeq lists its product as hypothetical. The record is from RefSeq and is a predicted model, not a curated record. Bases 1 to 513 code for a protein of 170 amino acids. Lineage: Eukaryota; Cryptophyceae; Pyrenomonadales; Geminigeraceae. The transcript has a single exon.